AUGACGAACCAAUUAUUGUAUCAUCAGUCAAUGAUGGUUCACUAGAUGUUAAAGAGAGUAGCUCGGAAGAAAUUGGUGAUAAAUUAUUAUUGGAUGAAGAUGGAUCCGCAGGAUCGAUUUGUGGAACCCUUCCAAAAACAUAUAAUGAAACAUUUUAA
Molecule: messenger RNA, 158 nt
Organism: Dentiscutata heterogama
Lineage: Eukaryota; Fungi; Glomeromycota; Glomeromycetes; Diversisporales; Gigasporaceae
Source: the annotation of a GenBank genome assembly